Molecule: messenger RNA, 298 nt
Organism: Amoebophrya sp. A120
Lineage: Eukaryota; Dinophyceae; Syndiniales; Amoebophryaceae
Source: the annotation of a GenBank genome assembly
CGGUGACCGACUUCAGCGGCAUGUUCCAGAACUGCGUGAGCCUGACCCAGGUCCCCGGAAUCGAGACCUGGGACUUUUCCAGCGCGAAGGACCUGGGGCGGAUGUUUCAGCAGAACGCGCAGCUGCGCCUCACCUCGGAAACCGCGAACUGGAACACCGGGCAAACGCGGGACCUGAGUGGUAUGUUCGACGGCGCGGCGGUGGCCAACCCGGACUGCAGCAACUGGGACGUGUCCAAGGUGACCAGCCUCGCGACCUUCCUCCGCAACGCGGAGGAGGCGGUCCCCGACCUUUCCCG